Messenger RNA from Diceros bicornis minor, 1130 nucleotides. It is a transcript of the gene PSMC3IP, whose product is annotated as PSMC3 interacting protein. Gene Ontology annotation, biological process: meiotic strand invasion involved in reciprocal meiotic recombination; meiotic joint molecule formation; homologous chromosome pairing at meiosis. Gene Ontology annotation, molecular function: recombinase activator activity; double-stranded DNA binding. The transcript is spliced from 7 exons. Bases 402 to 1103 code for a protein of 233 amino acids. Lineage: Eukaryota; Metazoa; Chordata; Mammalia; Perissodactyla; Rhinocerotidae. The record is from RefSeq and is a predicted model, not a curated record. Gene Ontology annotation, cellular component: DNA recombinase auxiliary factor complex; condensed nuclear chromosome.
CUUGAGCUAGUCGCUUGCCCAGCGGGGGUUGAUCCUGCGGUUUCUUCCCGUUCCAACACAGCCCAGCUCAAGGUCACGAGUACUCAACUGCCGCUGGAACUGGGUCUCGAAACUUCAAGGCGUGAUUUACGACAACCUUCGUUGCGAGGGGGAGGAACGGAGAGGUUCGAAGCGAGCGCCCCGCCUCCUCCGCAGAGAUCCGGGCGCCAGAGGGUCGGACACACCGCCCGAGUUCCAAGCCGAAAUGCACUACGGUGUCCGAGAAGUGUCGAUUCGUUCCUCGCGAAGACUUCCCCUUCCGCCAAUCACUGCCUGAGGCCCGCCCUUCCCGGCGCCGGAAGGAGCCGUUGCCGCGAGCAACAGCAACGUCCCGUUUUCGGAGUUUGGCGGCGGGAAAGGCCAUGAGCAAAGGCCGGGCAGAAGCUGCGGCGGGAGCCCCCGGCAUUCUCCUGAGGUACCUGCAGGAGCAGAACCGGCCCUACAGCGCCCAGGACGUGUUCGGGAACCUGCAGCGGGAACACGGACUGGGCAAGGCGGCGGUGGUGAAGGCGCUGGAGCAGCUGGCCCAGCAGGGCAAGAUCAAAGAGAAGAUGUACGGCAAGCAGAAGAUCUAUUUUGCGGACCAGGACCAGUUUGACAUGGUGAGUGAUGCAGACCUCCAAGCCCUGGAUGCCAAAAUCGUGGCCCUCACUGCUAAGGUGCAGAGCUUGCAGCAGAGUUGCCGCCACAUGGAGGCUGAGCUGAAGGAGUUAACUAGUGCCAUGACCACACCGGAGAUGCAGAAAGAGAUCCAGGAGUUAAAGAAGGAAUGUGCUGGCUACAUAGAGAGACUGAAGAACAUCAAAGCAGCCACUAACCAUGUGACUCCAGAAGAGAAAGAGCAGGUGUACAGAGAGAGGCAGAAGUACUGCAAGGAGUGGAGGAAGCGGAAGAGGAUGGCAACAGAGCUGUCUGAUGCAAUCCUCGAAGGAUACCCCAAGAGCAAGAAGCAGUUCUUUGUAAGUCAUUCUCUCUCUCGCCCUUGCUCCCCUGGGGUCUUCGUCCAGGCACUUGUUCACUUGUCUCCUUGCCCCACAGGAGGAAGUUGGGAUAGAGACAGAUGAAGAUUACAACGUCAAGCUCCCAGACCC